UUGGUGUCCUUCUGCUGAGGCUAAGGCAGGGUCCAGUCCUGUGCACCCAACUCAGCUUUGUCUCUUCCCCACCAGGACAGCGCAGAGACCCUGUCCCUCUUCCAGCAUCACCUGCACCUAAGUGUGUGGGCAUUAGGACCACGGAUCUCUCCCUUCACUUCUUCCCCCCAAGUACCGAAAGGCCUCUCUCCAGCCUGCAGAGGUCUUGAGCUGCGACCACAGAAGGAAGGAGGCGACUGGACGUGGCACGGUGACCUGCAUAGAGGUAGCCAUGACGAGGACUUCUACAUGUACAUACCACUUCAUUCUUUUGAACUGGUACAUUUUCCUCAAUUUUUACAUCCCACAACUUGGAACCUUCUUCCAAGACAGCGCACAGUCGAAGUACUUGACCCUCCUCAAUCUGCUCUUGCAGGCCAUUUUCUUUGGGGUCGCCUGUCUGGAUGAUGUGCUGAAAAGAAUCAAAGGGAGGAAAGACAUCAGGUUCAUCACUGCCUUCAGAGACCUGCUUUUUGCCACCCUGGCUUUUCCUAUCUGCACUUUUGUAUUUUUGGCAUUCUGGACCAUAUUUCUCUACGACCGAGAGCUUAUUUACCCCAAGGUCCUGGACGGCAUGUUUCCAGGGUGGCUGAAUCACGCAAUGCACUCUUUCAUAUUCUUAUUCUCACUGAUUGAAAUCAUCCUCAGACCUCAUCACUAUCCACCGAGGAAGACAGGACUCACCUUGUUGGCUAUAAGCAGCGUUGGCUACAUCAGCAGGAUCCUGUGGUUGCACUCGAAGACGGGCCAGUGGGUGUAUCCCGUGUUGGCAAAACUCAGCCCCUUGGGUCUCACAGCCUUCUUCUUUCUCAGCUACUUCUUGAUUGCCAGCAUCUACCUGCUUGGAGAGAGGCUCAACCAGUGGAAAUGGGGUGACAGGAUGUUACCAUGGAUGAAAAUGGAGUGAUGGUGUGCUAUUCUCCAACAACCAGGAAGGAAGAAAACACAAAAGGAUUUUUUCUUAUCUUUGAUUAUUAUUUCUUUGGGGAGGACGUGGGGGAAUGACAUAAGAUAGUAGAAAAGACAGAGAGUGACAUUUAAAUUUAAUUAGAGGAUUAUAAAAGUACCUUUAUUUGAAGAUUCUUAUUUUGUAAAAUGUUGAUGGUGCACACCAAAAACAACACCUGCAAUCUCAGAAUUUGUUACCUGGGUCUGACUUCCCCGCAGGUGAUGAUUUCUGGUCAAAAUCUAUGCAAAGACCGAGGAAGCUCACAUAAACUUGGUGCCUGAGAAACUGAAGAGAGAGAGAGAGAGAAAAAAAAAAA
Fukomys damarensis (Damara mole-rat) is the source of this 1304-nucleotide messenger RNA. RefSeq names its product androgen dependent TFPI regulating protein (gene Adtrp). Gene Ontology annotation, cellular component: membrane; endomembrane system. Lineage: Eukaryota; Metazoa; Chordata; Mammalia; Rodentia; Bathyergidae. The record is from RefSeq and is a predicted model, not a curated record. The transcript is spliced from 7 exons. Bases 272 to 946 code for a protein of 224 amino acids.